CACGCGCACACACCACGCUUCUCUCUCUCACCCCCUGCCUUCAACUGGCAGGCAAAGGGCACUCCCAGCACAUCAUCGCCCGUUCGUCCUGCUCCUGCAGGCAACCUGUCGGAUCGCGUGGGAGGCUGCCACUGAAAACAAACAAGAGGAGGGGGGGGAAGAAGACGAAGCAGCAGCAGCAGCAGGAGGAGGAGGUGGUGUUGGGAGGGGAAUAGGGUACGAGCAGGAUAACGACUGCUCCUCCAUCACCACCACCCCCAGGUCGCCCUCCAACUCGUCCCCCCCACCACCACCCCCGGCGUGCCAGCAGUGCGGGCGGGGGUGCCUUUGAGCGAUUCGGCCGUGCGCGCACAGCAGCAUCAGCAGCAUCAGGAACAACAGCAGCAGCAGCAUCAGGAACAGCAGCAGCAGCAGCAUCAGGAACAGCAGCAGCAGCGACGGUGGCGGCAGUAGCAGAGGCCCACGGCUCUCCCUGGCCCGGCCACCGCGCCGCGCGCAUCUCCUCCCAACCUCCCGCGAUCCGUGUGAUCUGCGCCGCUGUACUGACCGCACGCCGUCUCCCUUGGGAUCGAUGAAAAAUGAAGCGAUGGUUUCCAGCGGAGAAACUUUGCAGGGGCCAUCAGCCGAGAUGUCAACUCAUCAAACUUUCCACGGGGAUUUAGCAGAAGCCUCCUGAACAAGGAGGGGGAGGGGGGGCGCGGGAGGAGUAGGUGUGAGUGUGGGGAAUAAAACAAACCACAACGCGACGGAGCACAAGCUGUUAAGAUUUCAGCAACAACAACAAGAAAAAAAUCGCUGGCGAAAAAAAAAAUCCUGAAUAAUAAUAAUGAACCGGAUUCCAUCUCCGAAGGCGCAGACGGCACACGGGGACGCCGAUCGCCCGCGUGGACUCGCCCGCACGUGCGGAGGAGGAGACGGGCACUCCGUGCAGCCAACGUGCAUCGCCAUCUGUCCCACCACUCGGUCUGCCGCGUGCCAGCAGAGCGACACCGUGCUCACGGAGCUGUCGGUGAUGGAGGACGGCGACUGGGCCUUGGCUCGCGGCGGCCACGAGGAGCUGCGGCUGCGCGAGCUGGAGGAGGCGCGCACGCGGGCGCUGCAGCUGGAGAAGACCAUGCGCUGGUGGUCAGACUGCACGGCGAGCUGGCGCGAGAAGUGGGCCAAGGUGCGCGCCGAGCGCAACCGCGCGCGCGAGGAGGCGCGCGCGCUGCGCGAGCGGCUCGAGGGGGCGACGGCCGAGCUGGCGGAGGCGCGGCGCGAGAGGCGCGGGGUGAGCGCCGACAGCGCCCGGACCCUCCGAGCCGAGACGGAACGACGGGGUGCGGGCGAGGAGGGUGACGAGGAGGACGCGCGUGACAGGAAAGAUGUCGACGAUGAGGAUGACGAAGAAGGGGAACGGCAACAGGAAGAUCUGAAUGCCGACGACGAUGAUGAUCGUGAGGCGGGUGAUGCUGAGAGAGAGCCCGGAGACGUUAACAGAGCUGGCAAGGAGGUGGAGAGGAUGAGCAGCCCGGAGCAGGAGCCUGUUCGAGACACGGAGCCAGGCAAACGCCCGGUGGCGCUACCCAGCAGCAAGGACACGAUGCUCAUCGAGGAGGCUCCGGGAGGAGGUGGCGGCGGCGGCGGUACGGGGAGCCCGGCGGAGCCGCGGGAGAAGCGGCGCGACGCGGGGAACUACCGGCGUCGCGCCGGGCCGGCGGGGCGCUGCCAGGAGGCGGCGGUGGCCUCGGCCGUGGAGGAGGAGCUGGCCAGGGCCACGGUGCUGCGGCUGCGCCUCGACGAGUCCCUGAAGACGCUGCUCAAGGAGCGCGAAGACAAGUCUGAGCUCACGAAGACGAUAGAAAAGUUGGAGGCCGAGGUGUUGCAGUGGAGGCUCAAAAACGAGGAGCUCAACAAGUCCAAACAGGAGGCUCUCAAGCAGCUGGCACUGCUGAGAGAGGCCCAUGAGGCGGAGCUGGGUAGGAUGACAGAGGAUCUUGAGGAUCAGGUCGGCGCCCACUCCUCCAUGGACAAGAAACUCUCAGAUAUGAGGGCUGAGCUGGAGCGGCUGCAGGCGGAGAACGCGGCCGAGUGGGGCAAACGCGAGCGCCUCGACACGGAGAAGCUGGCGCUCGAGCGCGACAACAAGAAGCUGCGCCUGCAACUGGAUGAUCUCGAGGAGCAGCUGUCCAAGCGCAGCAAGCAGACGGCGAGCGCCAGCGACGCUGACUUGCGCUCAGUGCAGGCCCAGCUCUACGAGAAGAACAAGGAACUGUGUGACCUCCGGCACGCGUACGGGAAGCAGAGGAAGGCGCAGGCGGACGUGGCGGCGGAGCUGGCUCACGCUCAGCGCCGGGCGGAGCAGAGCGAAGCCGAGGUCAAGAAACUGCGGCAACGCGUGGACGAGCUGAAGAGGGAGGCAGCGCGCGCAGAGGAUGAGCUGGAUGAGUCCCAGAACCAGGUUCGCCGGCUACAGCGCUCGCUCGACGAACAGGUGGAGACCAGCGAGAACCUGCAGGUGCAACUAGAGCAUCUUCAAACACGGCUGAGGCGGCAGCAGACGGACUCACUCUUUGGAAAGAAGCGGAGUGGAGGACGCUACGAACCCAGCGAAGGUGGAGCUGCAGGGAGCGAAGAGGAUGACGGAAGUUCCAGCUGACGACAUGACUUGGAGGAGAGGCGGGUGGGGAGCACGAUGAUGUUAAAUUUCGAUUUAAAGCUUUCGUGACUGCAGGGAUUCAUCUUCUUGGUUCUUUCGGUAAA
This is a messenger RNA of Lethenteron reissneri (Far Eastern brook lamprey), 2742 nucleotides long. RefSeq names its product coiled-coil domain-containing protein 102A-like. NCBI's taxonomy places the organism in Eukaryota, Metazoa, Chordata, Hyperoartia, Petromyzontiformes, Petromyzontidae. The record is from RefSeq and is a predicted model, not a curated record. Gene Ontology annotation, cellular component: myosin complex.